GCCUCUGCGACCGCGCACAAGGCCAGGCCGCCUCUGAGCCGUGCGGCGCCUGCUGGGUCGCCGCUCGACAGCACGUCCGGGGCGCUCGUGGCCGAGCCGUGGCCCCGGUCUGCCGACCAUCCUGCACCCGUGUCACGAGCCGCCCUCCUCUCAUGCUGUUCGUGCUCUGAGCAUCGCACGUCCCGUACCUCCCGCUCAGCAGGGCGCGCUCCCGGCUGGAGGCUUUGAGGCAUGGCCGACUCUCGAGCGCCAGAGCCGGGCACACCCUCGCCCGGCGACUCACGCAGCGGAGGCGGAGGGCAAUCGGCAGCCAGAGGGCCGCCACCGAAUGGCUAUGCGCCAGUGGAACAGCACGCUGCAUACCCAUCCGGGCCUGCAACCUACGGCUGGGGCAGCGAUCGUGGUCCGCCGGCCCAAACGCAGCGCGCGUGGCAGCAGCAGCAGCAGCACCAAGCGCCGUCAUCACAACCAGCGCCGCCGGGAGCCAACCCGCCGCACACGUAUGCUGGGCAGCCGUAUCAUCUCGUCGAGGUGCGCAGCGUGCCGUACUCCGCGCCGGGCGUGCCACUGGCUGCACCAAGCGUGCCGUACUAUGCGCCGUAUCCCGACAGCUCGGUUCCAACGACGUCUGCGCGCGGUCAGCAACGCAUGGACCAGGAGCGCAUGAUGAUGCAACAGCAGCAGCAGCAACAGCCGCAGCCGCACCCUCAGUCGCAGCAGUAUCCGCCGCAGCAGCUCCCGCGCGAGCAGCAGCAGCAGCAGGCGCAGCCUCGCAUGACGCAUCAGCAGCAGCCGCAUCCAAACCAGAUCUACCGGUCGCAAUCGCAGCACUCGCAUCCGGGCGCACCGCCGUCGCGGCAGGCGUCGUACGAUGCUGCCGGUGCCUAUCCCGUCACCUACUUUCCCUACGGCAGCCCGGGCGUGGCCGUCGAGACGCAGCCGUCGACGCCGCGCUCGAGUCAGGGGAGCAUCAGCAACGUGCACUCGCCGGCCUCGUCCAUGGGCGGCUCGUCGGCGCCGACCGAAUGGUCGGGCUACUAUCCAGCGUAUUCCGCUGCGCCGCAUGGCUACGCGCCUUACUUUCCUCCAUCAUCACCGGCGCCGACGUACGCCAUAGUCGCGCCGCCGCACAUGCAGCAGCAGCCAUACGCCCAGCACGGGCAAGCACCACAGGCAUACGCUGCAGCAGGCGCGCCGGCCACUCACGCCUGGGCGCCGGCGUACUACGUGGCGCAGCCCGGGCCGCCACCGCCAGCCGGAGCGCUGAUGCAGGCGGCGCCAAGUGGGCAGCAGAUGCCGGCGCGCGGCGGUUUCAGCGGCCCAGGCCGGGGCGCGCCAGCGCCUCGCGGACACCAGCAGUACGGGCCGCACAUGCCGACGGCACGUCCUGCUCCGGCAAUCCCGGGCGGCGUCAGUGGGAUGGCACAGCGCCCGCGGCCUGAUCUGGGCCGCUCGCAACCCAGCGCGAGUCGCUCAAGGACCGCCAGCAGCGGAGGCAACAGCGCCACUGGCGCACCCGCGCCGCUCAACAAUCCGCUUCCGCCACGCCCUCCAGCCGCUCCGCAGGGCGAAGGCUCAGCCACGACGCAGCAGACCGUGCCAUCAGGCUCUGUCGCCGCGGUGCCGGGCUCGCCGCAUUCGUCGCAGAGCCAUCCGCGCGGCGUCUACCGUCCGCUGUACCACCCGCAGCAGGGCCCUCGCUCAGAGCACGUCCUCUGGGUCGGUAACGUCCCCAGUGACGCCACCGUCGAGGAGUUGUGGAACGUCUUCGCGCAGCUGCCGCCGGACGACGCCGAGCCCGAGCACGCAAAAGCAGGGGCGGCUGCCGAGGAGGGCCCUGACGAUGCUGGUGGCGACACCGGCAGCGUCAGUGCGCGAACAGACGACGAGAGCGACCACGGCGUGCUCUCCAUCUUCGUCAUUUCACGCUCCAACUGCGCCUUUGUGAACUACGCCUCGCCGCGCCAUCUCGAGCGCGCGGUCAAGUUCUUCCAUGACAAGCCGGUGCGGCCGGAGGACACGCGCUGUCCGAAGAUGGUGUGCCGCGUGCGCAAGAAGGAGGACGAGUCGCAGGCUGGCGUGCAGGGACAGCGCGGACGCGGCAUCCACGUUGCCUUGGUCAAGGAGCACGAGCGCAAGCGGCGCGAGGCGGCCAGGGCGCAGAAGGCCGACAGCGGUGGCUCCAGCGGUUCCGCGGGGCAUGCCACGCGGCAGCCCAGCGACGCUCGCUCGAAGGGCAGCGUCAGCUCGCAGUCUCCCAGGCGCUCCGGAUCGGAUGAGACGGCUCGAGCAUCUCCUUCCACUCCGUCCGUUGAGCCUGCCGCACCGAAGCCCGUCGCAAGCCCGGCCAGCAUGCUCUCUCUUAGCCUGAGCCCCACUGCCACGACCGGCAGCAGCGGCGAUCGUCCACCGCUGGCCCACGACAGCUCUGGCUCCAUCUCGAUUGCCUCGACGAGCUCCUCGCUGCUUCGACACCCAGUCUUCCGCGAGCGCUUCUUCAUCCUUAAGAGUCUGCGCGCCGAGGACCUGGAUCGGUCCGUGCAGACCGGCCUAUGGGCUACGCAGCCGCAUAACGAGGCAGUGCUCGAUCAGGCGUACCGCAACAGCGAGACGGUGUUCCUGGUCUUCAGUGCCAACCAGAGCGGCUGCUUCUACGGCUACGCGCGCAUGACAAGCCUCAUCCGCACGCAGACGACGCCCAGCAGCAGCACACAGGCGAAGCGCGACAGCAACGGCAGCAAUGGCAGCAACGGCACGCCAAAGUCGCCGAAGAGCAUCGUGCAGAGUCCCUCUCCUGCCCAGUCGCCGUCGUCGCCGGCGGGGUACUCGUCGCAGAAACGGCCAAGCGUCACCGUCACGAAGCCGUCGACCAUCGACGAGGGCGACGAGAGCAGCUCUACGUCCACGCGCAGCACAUCACGCUCGCUGACGCCGGAGCAGGCGCUCGAGCACCUGGCCAAGCACGGCGCCACGACCUCGUACAUGCUCUCGCCCGCCGAGCGAGACCGCGAUCCGAUGGCUUCGCCGCAGCCGAUGACGCCGCUGGACGAGGACAGGCAGUUCCCAAGCGCGACCACCUCGCCCGACGACCGCGAGGUCUUCGCAGCUACGUGGCCGCCGUCGGAGCGCCAGUGCCAGGAGGCUGACCAGGAGCAGCAGCACCGCAACACGCUCUCGCCGCGUCUGCUGCGGGCUGCCACCGCCGCGGAGAUGGGCGCUCCGCCCGGCACCCCUACGCGUAGCAACAGCAGCCUUUCUUCGCGCUCGAGCCUGGCGCCCAUCGUCAGCGGCGCCAGUGAGAUCAGCGACCAGGAGCUUGCUUCUGCACGGCCGCCUUCGCCAAGCAGUUCGCCCCGGCGACCGUCUGUCGCGCACGCGGAUGCCGAUGGCAUCAAGCGGCUUGACAUGGCGCACCCUGUCGGUACGCCGACUGGCGUCGUCAUGUCCGCGUCGCUCGGGCCCAACGACUCUGUCUCGGUCUCUCAUGCUCAGCGUGCCGACCAGAUCUCCCUCCGCGCCGUCAUACACAACCUGCGCCUGGAGGAGCGCGAGUCGCAGCGCAAGGCUGCCGAGCUCGAGGCUCAUCUCAACGGCCUUUCAGUCGUCUCCGGCGACGGCUCGUCUGGCGUAUACGAGCCUUCGCGCAAGCCGAGCUCCGAGCCGCGCACGCAGGGCUCUGGCGAGACGGACAACACCACGGCGUCUGUCGACACGCCGCGCGCUGCCUCCUCUGACUCGUGGGGCCAGCCGUUCCGGAUCGAGUGGCUCGAAACACGCCCGCUGCCGUUCCAGAACGUGCGCCGCCUGCGCAAUCCCUGGCGCGACAAUCGCCAGGUCAAGGUGUCUCGCGACGGCACCGAGCUGGAGCCAAGUGUCGGCCGCCAGCUGCUCGAGGAGUGGAGCAAAAUCGGCACGGACGAGGCCAACGCGGCGGCCCGCGCGCCGCGCCAGAACUCAGACGACACCGACGAUGGCGAGGAGGAUGCGCCGCCGCCUCGUCGACGAGGCUCCAGGCAAUCUGGUGGCGCCCGCUCCUGAUCUCCCCGACUCACCGAAAUGCAAGACGCUGCUGCGGUCGCGCAGCGUCAUCUGCAGGAGGACGCGUCCUCUCUGCACCUUCUUCUUCGUCUUUCCGAAUACUUCUACUGCUACUUUGCCCGAUCCGUCUCCUCUGCAAGUCCCGUCGUCGAUCUCAGCGAGGUCGGCUUGGCGCACGGUCGCGCAGCCCUGCUGGGCGCGACCGCCACAUACACAUAUUCGUCAUCGCCCCCGCUGCAGCCAUACGCUCCAUACGUC
Molecule: messenger RNA, 4296 nt
Organism: Tilletiopsis washingtonensis
Lineage: Eukaryota; Fungi; Basidiomycota; Exobasidiomycetes; Entylomatales
Exons: 3
Coding region: 232-4038 (1268 amino acids)
Biological process (GO): regulation of alternative mRNA splicing, via spliceosome; mRNA splicing, via spliceosome
Cellular component (GO): nucleoplasm
Molecular function (GO): N6-methyladenosine-containing RNA reader activity; mRNA binding
Source: RefSeq, a predicted model, not a curated record